AGGGUUUAAAUGCCCUGAGCUCGGAGAUGUCAGGCAGACAGCAGCAGAGAGCAGCCGCCGGGAGCCGACUGCCUGGAGCCGCUGGGAUCGCUCUGAGCCCUCCUGCCGCAGCACCGCCACAGGUAACCCAUCACAAUGAAGGGAGCACUUCUGUGUUUCUGCCUCAUCAGCAUUGCUGCUGCAUGGCCUGUGAGUAAAUCCAAGCAGCAAGCCACUUCUGCCGCCUCUGAGGAGAAAUAUGACCUCAAGGGCCACCGCUCACACAGGUAUCACAACCUCCAUGUGAAGUCUCAGUCCUGGGAGGAUGACCUGGUGGCACCUCAGCAGACUCUUCACUCCUGGGAGGAAAGUGUGGACUUCUCAGAACAGCGCUCCCCUGAUGCGUCGAGCCAGAGCCGUGAAGCUGUGGAGGAGGAUGACCACGAUGACAACGACUCCAAUGACACAGAUGAGUCUGAUGAGGUGGUCACAGUUUCCUCCACAGACCUGCCACUAACUUUCCCUCCCUUCACCCGGGAUAAAAAUGCUGGCAGAGGUGACAGCGUGGUCUACAGGCUGAGGGCAAAAGCCAAGCCCGUGAAGUCCAGCAAACUCCACAAAGCUGCUCCAAAGCUCGUUAGGUACGAUGUCACCACGGAGGAUGACAGUGCCCCGGAUGCAGACAGCCAGCAAGAUUUCCACUCCCGGGAGGCUCCUGCUGUCCCUCUCUCCUUGAGGAAGGAAGCCUUCAACCAGGAGUGGGCUGACAAGAGCCACGGGCAGGGCAGCAGCGAGCCGGACAGCAAGCAGCGGGAGCGCAGCGUGGAGAACGACAGCUGGCAGGAAGGGGACAGCCAGGAGGCGGCAGAUGACAGCCGGGCCGGUGCCAGGGGGGACAGCCAGCAGAGCAGGGAGAGCCGCGCCGAGCCUCUCGACAACACCAGCAAUCAGACAGUGGAGAGCGCUGAGGAUGCCCGAGAUCGUCACAGCAUCGAAAGCAACGAGGUCACCCUUUAGAAGGGAGGCCGAAGCUCCGUUCCCUCCUGCCUAAGAGGAGCGGGUGUGGGGUAGCUGCGUGCGGGGUAGCUUCACUUCGGGUAACUGUAAAUGUGAUUUGCUGGGGCUUGGGGCAGCUUCUUUACCCGGUGGCCUCCCCUCGGCUGCCAGCAGUGCCAGCCCUCCGCGCUGCGGGGCACGCAGGGUGGGGGCGGCAGAGGCACAGGGAAGUGAGACGAACGCUGUCAGACCACGGGGUGGGCAUUGCCCCCUCUGUCACUCUGCUGCCGGCUGUGUUUUGCUGUAACUGGAUCGAAAUAAAACCAGAAACCUGCA
This is a messenger RNA of Pogoniulus pusillus (Red-fronted tinkerbird), 1311 nucleotides long. RefSeq names its product secreted phosphoprotein 1 (gene SPP1). Gene Ontology annotation, biological process: positive regulation of bone resorption; osteoblast differentiation; cell adhesion. Lineage: Eukaryota; Metazoa; Chordata; Aves; Piciformes; Lybiidae. The record is from RefSeq and is a predicted model, not a curated record. The coding region runs from base 136 to 996 and encodes 286 amino acids. Gene Ontology annotation, molecular function: extracellular matrix binding. The transcript has 7 exons.